GAAAUAUUCAACGAAUUCAUUGUUGGAGAUUCGAACGUUUCCUCCCUUCCCGCAUAUCUCAACGUCAAUCUUCCGCCGCAAUCAUGGCACCUAUUUCACUAUCAGAUAUCAUCUCUGCGCUCCCAUCAGAGGACUCAUGGGGACCAUCCACCACAUCAGAAACCACAUUAAAUGGGGUUCCUUACGCCCCAUACUCUAAAGGCGAUAAAUUAGGUCGCAUGGCAGAUUGGACCGCUGAAGGAAAAGAUGGAAGAGAUGGCAGAGGUGGAAGACAGCAAUAUAACCGAAACUACAGAGAUCAACAAGUUUACGGCGCUGGAACUUCCUCAUUAUUCGCAGUUCAACUCGCUGAGGACGAAUCUACCUUCUCUGUUGUCAGCAACACUCGCGAUUCUACCAAGACCCGCUUUGGACGUGGAGGACUCGCUCGAGGACGUGGACAACGUGGCGGAAGAGGUGAUACCCGUGGUGGCAGAGGUCAAUUUCAAAGAGUUGGAGGACGGGGCGGGCAACAAGGCUACAACAGUUAUGAUACCCGUGGUGGAAGAGGUGGUGCUCGAGGUGGAAGAAAGUUUGGCUGGAAAGAUUACGACAAGCCACAAAGAAACCGCGAUGCCUCUGUUAACAUUAAGCCUGACUGGAAGAUGUUGGAGGAGAUUGAUUUCAACCGUCUCGCCAAGCUCAAUCUUGAUACCGAUGAUGGAGAAGAUAUUGACAGUUAUGGUUUCCUUUACUACUACGAUCGAUCAUUCGACAAGCAACCUGUCAAGGCUGCUGAAAGAAAGCUCAACGUGGUCGACCGCGCUUCAUACAACGUUACCACAUCCUCAGAUCCCGUUAUUCAAGAACUCGCCGAGAAGGAUGAGGCCACCAUUUUCGCAACAGACAGCAUUCUUUCCAUGCUUAUGUGCUCUCCUCGUUCCGUCUAUCCUUGGGAUAUCGUUAUCGUUCGACAAGGCAACAAAGUGUUCCUCGACAAGAGAGACAACGCUACACUCGAUAUGGUCACCGUUAAUGAGAAUGCUGCUGACGCUCCAAUGGAUGCUUCAGAAGGUAGCAAGGACGCUAUUAACCAGCCAAGUGCUUUGGCUGAGGAAGCUACAUACAUCAACCACAACUUCGCAAAUCAAGUCAUGAAGGAGAGCGAUAGCCAAAAGGUAGAAAUGGAGAACGAGAACCCAUUCUAUAACUCUGCCGAAGAGACCGACCCACCUGCCAGCAAAGCAUACAAAUACCGUAAAUUUGAUCUUUCCUUGAACGACGAAGACCCAGUUCACUUGGUUGUAAGAACUGAGCUUGACGCUGUUUCAAAGAACGCCAUUAGUGGAGAAGAUCAAUUCUUGACUGUCAAGGCUCUCAAUGAAUUCGAUUCCAAGGCACAAGGAAGUGGAGGUGCAUUGGACUGGAGGACGAAGUUGGUCAGUCAACGUGGUGCUGUUGUUGCAACUGAAAUGAAGAACAACAGCUGCAAGCUUGCAAGAUGGACAGUUCAAAGUAUCAUCGCUAAGGCUGAUGUCAUGAAACUUGGAUUUGUUUCCCGUGCCAACCCAAAGCUCAACGAUCGUCAUGUUGUACUCGGCGUUAUUGGCUGGAAGCCACGUGAUUUUGCUUCGCAAAUGAACUUGUCCCUAUCCAACGGAUGGGGUAUUGUUCGUACCAUUGUUGAUAUGUGCUUGAAGCGUGAAGAGGGCAAGUACGUACUUGUCAAAGAUCCUAACAAGCCAAUCUUGAGACUGUACCAAGUCCCAGCUGGUAGUUUUGAGGAUGAUGGAGAACAUGAUGUAAUUGAGGAGAAUGUUGAGGAGGAUGAUUAGAUUAUGUGUGGUUUCACAAAAAAGUUCCAGCGUUCAAUGGUUCUGGGCUGGGCUGGGCUGGGCCUCAUGGAGUUAUGAUAAUGCGCAUAUAACGUAGAUAACCGAUGACAUAUGCUAUAUUUGAUGGGUUCGAGAGAACCUUUUACCUUCAUACCCUCCUUCCAAUAGAUUGCAAUCUGAUCACUUCGCUUGACACAAAGUUCACUAAAUUUGUGAGUAAACGAUUGCAACGAGUAUUAAGCUAACACGCAGGUCAAUUCUCCUUUGUUACGCGGUGCUGAUUAGACUAAACCUUUUGCGGCCAUUGGUAUAGCCAAUCGGAUGUAUUUAUAUUUCAAAGCUUGAUGACCAAGCUAGAGUCUAGAAUAUUAUUCUCACCUCA
This is a messenger RNA of Botrytis cinerea B05.10, 2196 nucleotides long. RefSeq lists its product as hypothetical. Gene Ontology annotation, biological process: translational initiation. Gene Ontology annotation, cellular component: eukaryotic translation initiation factor 3 complex; cytoplasm. Bases 84 to 1814 code for a protein of 576 amino acids. The record is from RefSeq and is a predicted model, not a curated record. The transcript has 3 exons. Gene Ontology annotation, molecular function: translation initiation factor activity. Lineage: Eukaryota; Fungi; Ascomycota; Leotiomycetes; Helotiales; Sclerotiniaceae.